Molecule: messenger RNA, 2220 nt
Organism: Plasmodium gonderi
Lineage: Eukaryota; Apicomplexa; Aconoidasida; Haemosporida; Plasmodiidae
Exons: 1
Coding region: 1-2220 (739 amino acids)
Source: RefSeq, a predicted model, not a curated record
AUGACUGCUCAAGCAAACGGUGCAGAAAUAAAACUAGUGGUAACGAACAGCAAUAAGCAUAAAAAUAUCAAGGAGGCUUUGAAAUUCUGUUGCAAGGAAAUUUACGAGGAACAAAAGCAGGAACAGACAAAGCUACAAUUGCAGCGACAGAAAGUAAGAGAGAAUCCAAAAACGUAUAUCUCCAAUGAAACACAUAAACAUGAUACUAAUGCUAUAUCGGAAGAACUGUUAGGUGAGCUGCUUUACAUAGGAAUAAUCGUCAAACAUGUUAACAAUUCCCGUUCUAAGGAAAAUGUAAAAGCUUGGUUGGAGCAAAAUACAAAUUAUCAUAUCCACAUGGACAUAUUAUUUGCGAAAGAUAAUGGGAUAGAAAUUUCGACGCUUGCACAUAAAUUUCAUUUACAGGAAGAAAAAUAUUUCGAAAAUAAAUUAAAGACUGUAUACAAAUGGGUCCUAGCCAGGAGAAUAUUUCCCAAGGACUUCAGGACUCUCCUUGGCGAUUCAGAAAAAAAGAAAAUAACAAAAUGGGGAAAUAAUAUGUUAUAUGAUUAUUAUGGGGAUGGAAACCAAAUCUCAAAUGGAACUGUGUACCAAGUGGAUGAAGAAAGAAUUCUGAUCGAAGUAGCUAAUCACAAGGAGACAUGUCAAGAUAUUGACAAUGUUCUCCUUUCAUUGGAACAACCAUACCAUAUAGAGGGUAUGAUAUACAUGGUCGAACUACCCCUCAACAUUGCACAAAAAUAUGUAAAUAAGAAAUUAGUUUUAAAGAUAUAUCUAUAUGAGAAUUUCAGGGUAGCUAAAACCAGAAGUGGGAAUUAUUUCCUUACUGAAAAAAAUGCAAAAAAUUUAAAAAAAAUUUUCCACUAUCCGUCUUUGCUGUUGGACAACGUGCAGUGGUCAUCGACCUUCACAUCCAGCAUGAUUAAUGAAAGAAAGAAAAAAAGGAAAAAAAAAAAAAAAAAAAAUGGAAUAUACAAUUGGGAAGAGACACAAAAUGACGACAGCGAUGAAGAUGAUGAUGAUGAUGAUGACAAUUAUGAUGAAGAUGGUAACAAUCGUUACACUGGUUACAAUAAAAAUGGUGACGAUGAAAAUGAUGACGAUGAAGAUGAUGAUGGUAAUUAUGGGGAACACAGUCUCUCACCUCACGAUGGAGAAUUUAACGAUCGCAACUUCCCCCUGAAUUUAAACAUGUACGGUAUAUGUAAAUCCAUAAAUAAAUUAGAUGAUUACAUGUACAGUAGAAAUUAUACAAAAAGAAAUUUUAAAAAAAUAAUUUUAACCAAACCAAUUAUUGUGAAAAAACCGCUUAACAUAAAAUGCAAAAUUGUUCAUCCAUAUCUAUACUUAGAAAUUGAAAAUGUCACGCAGAAAAAUCGAAUAAAUAUAUAUGAAUUAUUUUCAAAAUCUGUUAACAUUGAUAAUGGUGAUAUAUUUCCACUUUGUCUACAUCCAGAAGACACAUACAGCUUUUACCUGCCUAUUGUUAACUCUGUACAAAUUAUUUCAAAGAAUAAUACAAAGGUCAAGGAGAAAAAGAGGAGUUUUCUCUACACAGGAUUUUAUGACAUGCAGGUAGGAAAUUCUCAUGUCAUGAGUAAGCAUCACACCGUUGAAGAAUCUCUUACAAUGGCAAGCAUAAAUCAAGGCAUAAAUUUGACCACAAAUCAGGCAAAAAAUCGAGGCGUAAAAUGUACCCAAGAUGUAAGCAAUCGAACAAGCAUUACGAAGGGAUUCCAAGAUAAGGAAGAACUUUUAUCUUUUGAAUUUAAAAACGAUAAAAGCAUUAUCACCUUGUCUAUAAAAUGGUCUAUUGAUAACGCUGCAAAUAAUUCCAUAUGGUCACAGUAUUUCUUAGAGGUCGAAAUGCCAUCAUCUCAUAUGUUCAAAUUAGAAGUUUCUUUUGUUAAAGAAAUAAACUGUUCAUCUGUACUCACAGUAGUUUUUUCAUUUUAUAACAAUCAUCAUGAAGAGAUAGAUAUUCUUAUCGAAAUGCAAGAUGAAAGUAGAUCCAGAAUCAACAACGAACAAUCUUCUUUGAUUUCUUUUAAUUCUUCAAUCCAUGUUGGUAUUAUAAAACCUUUCCAGCGAAAAUCUGUUAGUGUCAGAAUGCUUGCCAUCAUGCUGGGAGUUCAUAAUUUCCCAUUUGUAAAGAUAACAAAUAAACUCAGUGAUACUUUCUAUUUUGUUGAUUUAGGACCGCUACUAGUAACCGAGUGA